AUGAAUGUCGAGACGGGCGACAUAAAGUUAACCAGCCAUAUCACUGAGAAGUCAUUGUUAUCAUUCAGUCAAAGUCUCCUUGUAGUUGAUUCCAAGAAGUAUGUGUGGAGAUUGUCCCAUCUUUCUGUUGUUGAGUAUUUCGAACGUCGCCAGACCUUGCUGGACCGACCGGCUCGCUUCAAGUGUGGCAGUGUUUGCUUGUCAUUUCUCAUCGAGGCUUAUGGCAAAUUGAAUGACCAUUCUGCUUCAGUUCAUCCGAGCUCAUCAGCGGUGACGGUAUUCCCUGGUGACAAGCUGGACAUCAACAACCCGUUCCACCAAUAUGCCAAGCAACAUUGGCCUGUGCAUUUUCGCAACAAUGUGCCAGAUGAUCACUCGAAGAGAAUAUUAAAGAGAUUCCUCGGUUCACCACAGGAAAGCAGCCCAUACUUUCGACAUUGGAUAUAA
Aspergillus oryzae RIB40 is the source of this 447-nucleotide messenger RNA. RefSeq lists its product as uncharacterized. NCBI's taxonomy places the organism in Eukaryota, Fungi, Ascomycota, Eurotiomycetes, Eurotiales, Aspergillaceae. The transcript has a single exon. Bases 1 to 447 code for a protein of 148 amino acids. The record is from RefSeq and is a predicted model, not a curated record.